Messenger RNA from Salvia splendens (bonfire salvia), 1494 nucleotides. RefSeq names its product methionyl-tRNA formyltransferase-like. Gene Ontology annotation, molecular function: methionyl-tRNA formyltransferase activity. The transcript is spliced from 10 exons. NCBI's taxonomy places the organism in Eukaryota, Viridiplantae, Streptophyta, Magnoliopsida, Lamiales, Lamiaceae. Gene Ontology annotation, cellular component: mitochondrion. The coding region runs from base 88 to 1257 and encodes 389 amino acids. The record is from RefSeq and is a predicted model, not a curated record. Gene Ontology annotation, biological process: conversion of methionyl-tRNA to N-formyl-methionyl-tRNA; biosynthetic process.
UUGUGAAAAACAAAUUCCAGUAAAAAAAGGUAAGAGCAAUAAGAUACGGGAAACACAAAUUGGCGUUGAAAAUAGAGUUACAGCAAAAUGUUAUCGUCUUCAGUGAUGCUUCGCCGAUUCUACUGCCUCGGCACCGCCGCCUCUUCUCCCGCCACUUCUUCUCACAAGAAGCGCCUCGUCUACUUGGGCUCUCCUCAAGUUUCCGCUUCCGGUCUUGAUGCCCUUUUCACUGCCUCCUCCGCACCAGAUUCCUCAUUUGAGAUUACGGCAAUUGUCACCCAGCCACCAUCUGCUAGAGACAGGGGUAGAAAGGUGAUGCCUUCUCCAGUUGCACAACAUGCUCUCGACAGAGGUUUCCCGUCUGAUUUGAUCUUCACCCCGAUAAAAGCUGGUGAGGAAUCAUUUCUUAGCAGCUUUAAGGCUUUGGAACCUGAACUUUGCAUCACUGCUGCAUAUGGGAAUAUCUUGCCCACCAAAUUCCUUAAUAUUCCGUCUAUGGGGACUGUCAACGUACACCCUAGCUUGCUUCCUCUAUAUCGUGGAGCAGCACCUGUUCAGAGGGCUUUACAGGAUGGUGUGCGAGAAACUGGGGUUUCAUUAGCAUACACGGUGCGCCAACUGGAUGCUGGCCCUGUUAUUGCUUUUGAAAAAAUGGAAAUUGAUGAUAAAAUAAAGGUAUGCAGAGCAUGUCCUCUCAAAUAUUUGACCAAAAGAACUGUGUACCCAUUCAAUUUGCUUUCAUAUAAGCUCUCUGAAAUAUUUUUGCAGGCACCAGAGCUGUUGGAGUUUCUGUUUUCUCAAGGAUCUAAACUUCUGAUCAGUGAACUUCCAUCAAUACUCGAUGGUUCUGCCAAAACUAAAGCUACCCCACAAGAUGAAUCUAAAGCUACAUUGGCUCCAAAGAUAACUCAAGAAGAAUCAUAUCUUUCUUUUGAUCAAAAAGCUACAGUCCUUCACAACAAGGUUCGUGCAUUUUCAGGUUGGCCAGGAACUCGAGCCAAAGUUUUGGUGAUUGAUCCAAAAAAUGAUAAACCGAACACCAUAGACCUUAAGAUCAUAACUACAAGAGUUCAUGACAAUAAUGAGAUUCGGAAUGGUGAAAAAGAUGAUAUCAUCUUUGUAAAAGGCUCAUUGAUAUUCCCAUGUGGUGAUGGAACAGCACUUGAGGUGUUGGAGGUUCAAUUGCCUGGUAAGAAAGUCGUAAAUGCUGCCGCAUUUUGGAAUGGUUUGAGAGGCCAAAAACUGAAAAAGUUAUGAUCACUGUCAAGUCAUUAAAGGUACACCAUGACAAGUCUCUACUUCUUCACAUUCUUUCCAUCUUCUCAAUUCCUUCUUUCCAGUUUAGUUGAGGAUGCUAAUGCUUAGUCUUGAAACCGAGUUACAGAAACUAUCGAUUUAGUUUGAUCGAACCAUCCUUGUUUCUCGAGCUUUACAUUGUUUGUAUGAUUAAAAAUAAGCUAGAAUUGCAACUGUUAAUCAUUUACUGCUUAAUCA